UGAUUUUUCACCAUCAGCGCUCUCAUAUUCGUAAAUAGAAAAUUUUUGCAUGCACAAGCACACUAGCCUGACACACUUUAAAGUAACAAAAAUUCUGCUCCACUUCUAAAUAUUAAAUUUCUACCAUCCUAGAGUUACAAAAAAUAAAGAAAUGGCUCGCGGACACCAGAAAAUCCAAUCGCAACAGAAGGCCCAGGAAAAGGCGGCCAAAAUGAAGAAGCAGCAAGGCCACGGGCUGAGCGACCAGAUGAAGGCGGCCCAGAAAGCGCUGGUAUUCUCCUGUGCUGUCUGCAAGUCCCAGAUGCCGGAUCCCAAAACGUACAAGCAACAUUUCGAGAACAAGCACCCCAAGUCGGAAAUGCCCGCGGAACUGAAGGACAUUUAACGCUCCUGCCUUACGUUUUAGUUUCUUUUCUUCGGCGAGGUCUGCAACGCUUCCGGGAGAUUGAGACGAGCAUCAGCAACAACAAAAAUUCAACAACGUUUCGGGCACGCUAGCCGAUUCGUGUUUUUUUUUUUAUUUAAUUUAACGUCCGUUCGUUUAUUAGUAUGAUAUCUUAUACAAAAUUAAAUUUAAGUGUUCUCAAUAUACAUUCACGAUGCUGACGAGAAAUAGUAAUUAACCGAAACAAAACGAUAUGUUCGACAGAUUUUUGAUAUUAAUCGGAUAUGAACAAUAAAUGAUAUGUAAUUGUCACGACACAACAAAUAAAACUGAACUGCCAAAAAGCGGGCAUAGGUGCGGUCAACGUGCAAAAGAAAUUUGCUCCUGUCAACACUAGUAGCAACAGCAUCAGCUGAAAGGCAUAUGUUCGGAUAUGGAUAAAUAUAUUUAGCGAAAUUUACAGCUCUGCGGAAUAUGUUUAAAGUAUUCAAUAAAUGGCUAAUGAUCCACUAAGC
This is a messenger RNA of Uranotaenia lowii, 900 nucleotides long. RefSeq names its product zinc finger protein 706-like. Bases 152 to 385 code for a protein of 77 amino acids. The record is from RefSeq and is a predicted model, not a curated record. The transcript is spliced from 3 exons. NCBI's taxonomy places the organism in Eukaryota, Metazoa, Arthropoda, Insecta, Diptera, Culicidae.